UUUAAAUCUGGAAAAAAUUUCUGUUUCAAUUUAUGUGUACAAGUUGAACAUGGUCCUGAAUAAUCGAGAUGAUACCAUCGCCAAUCGCUGUAUGUAUGAAUUUGGGUCGGUUCUUCCCACUUCCAGACUAAUCAUAAAAGCUUUGUCUUACUGCAAAGAAAAAUUUACUCAUGGUUCCCUCUAAUAAAUGCUCGUCUGCCGAAAAUUCAAGUUUGAUGCUGAAGUUCAUCGAUUCACGGUUUCCGGCACAUAUUGUCUGUUGUGGUUGACAGAGACAUUGGGCAUGCCAAAAAGAUGUUUCUUGUUGAUUGCAGAUAUGUGGCUGAGAUUCAUAAGGUGAUGCCCUUGCUCUUGAUGCCUCACUUCAUUCUUGCUAAGAGUGGACCACAAGUUUUUAGCUCAUUCAUUAGCUAUUCCUUGAAGCACAAUAGGCACACAAGUUUUUUUUCAGUGCCUGUUCUGCUGAUACUUGAUCCGUGUGAAGACGGUUGAGACAACUUUCUGCCAUGUGUAUAUAGUUUUAGUUAAACAUACACUUCAUAAUAGCAAAUGAUUUAGAGUUUAAGUGGGUUGGGGAAGUUGUGUAAAAGUUCGUAUGGAGAGUAAACCAAAUAUCUUAAUGCAAAGAUAUGAGCUAGGAAGAUUACUCGGUCAGGGAACCUUUGGAAAGGUUUACUAUGGUAGAAGUGCAAUAACUAACCAGAGUGUGGCUAUUAAAAUGAUUGACAAAGAUAAGAUUAUGAGAACGGGGCAAGUUGAACAAAUCAGGCGUGAAAUAUCUGUUAUGAGAUUGGCUAGACACCCCAAUAUUAUUCAGCUGUUUGAGGUUAUGGCUAACAAGAGUAAGAUUUACUUUGUUAUGGAGUAUGCCAAAGGUGGUGAGCUCUUCAACAAGGUGGCCAAAGGAAAACUGAAGGAAGAUGUGGCACACAAGUAUUUUAAGCAGCUAAUUAAUGCUGUGGAUUAUUGUCACAGUAGAGGUGUGUUCCACAGAGACAUAAAGCCCGAGAACAUUCUAUUGGAUGAAAAUGGAAAUCUAAAGGUCUCUGAUUUCGGAUUAAGUGCUCUUGUUGAAUCCAAGAGGCAAGAUGGUUUACUACAUACCCCUUGUGGCACACCUGCUUAUGUUGCUCCUGAAGUCAUCAAAAGGAAGGGAUAUGAUGGCACAAAAGCUGAUAUAUGGUCUUGUGGAAUAGUUCUGUUCGUCUUGUUAGCAGGUUAUCUCCCUUUUCAUGACCCAAAUUUGAUAGAGAUGUAUAGGAAGAUAAGCAAAGCAGAAUUAAAAUGCCCUAAUUGGUUCCCACCUGAUGUAUGCAAGUUAUUGGGCAUGAUGUUGGAUCCAAAUCCUGACACUAGGAUUCCCAUAUCUAUCAUUAGGGAACAUUGUUGGUUUAAGAAAGAACCUAACGUUAAAAACAAAAGACCUGUAGUGGAAAACAAUACUGUAUCUUCUUCGGGUACUGUUCUUCCUGAUCAAAAUGAUUGCUGUGAUGGUUUAGCAGCGGAAGCAAACGGAGAGUCAGUUGCUCCCUUAAGUAUAAAUGCCUUUGAUAUUAUCUCCCGUUCGGCGGGUUUUGAUCUAUCUAGAUUCUUUGAUGACAGUUUCCGGAAAAAGGAAGCAAGAUUUAGUUCAAGGUUACCUGCAAAUGUCAUCAUCUCCAAGCUGGAAGACAUUGCUAAGCAACUGAGGAUGAAAAUAAAGAAAAGGGCUGGGGGUUUGUUGAAAUUAGAGGGCUUGGAGGAAGGUAGGAAGGGGGUUUUAACCAUUGAUGCAGAGAUCUUUGAAGUUACACCUUGUUUCCAUUUGGUGGAGGUUAAAAAAUCAAAUGGAGACACAUUGGAGUAUCAGAAAAUAUUGAAAGAGGAUAUCAGGCCUGCUCUUCAGGACAUUGUUUGGGUCUGGCAAAGUGACCAACAACUGCAAUCACAACCGUCAGAGCAAGAACUACAACAGACAGAUGAUCAGCAGCAACAACAAUCACAGUCAUAGCCUGUUUUGAGAUGUCAUGCUUACUGCAUUUCAUGGCAAUCCCAGAUAUUUCUUUUUGAUUUUUUCCAGAUUUUGCUUUUUGCAUAUCUUGCCUUUCACGAUGCUUUGACCUCUCUGUAACACCUAUUCCUAAUUUUUAGUUGUUUCAUCUUGUUGUAGAAUAUCUUGUCUCAAUUUUUUUGCAAAGUUGUA
Molecule: messenger RNA, 2182 nt
Organism: Vigna radiata var. radiata (mung bean)
Lineage: Eukaryota; Viridiplantae; Streptophyta; Magnoliopsida; Fabales; Fabaceae
Product: CBL-interacting serine/threonine-protein kinase 10
Exons: 2
Coding region: 596-1990 (464 amino acids)
Biological process (GO): signal transduction; protein phosphorylation
Molecular function (GO): protein kinase activity; ATP binding
Source: RefSeq, a predicted model, not a curated record